Molecule: messenger RNA, 525 nt
Organism: Fusarium vanettenii 77-13-4
Lineage: Eukaryota; Fungi; Ascomycota; Sordariomycetes; Hypocreales; Nectriaceae
Exons: 2
Coding region: 1-525 (174 amino acids)
Source: RefSeq, a predicted model, not a curated record
AUGCCUCUCUACGAGUUCCAUCACAUCCUCCCCCUCACUGGCGCGGAGAAGUCCCGUAUUGCACGCCUUAUUACUGACUGGCAUGCAACCACCUUCAAAGCUCCUCGUUUUAUCGUAAACUGCCGUUUCAUCGACAUCCGCGCCUCCAACAUUGAGGACUUUUGGGUUGGCGGUAGACAGCUCAAGACAAACAAGCUCAUGAUCACGCUGCGCAGCGGAACAGGAAGGACUGCCGAGCAGUACGCGGGCAUUACCACCAAGCUGAUUUCGUUCUGGAACGACUCCGUCGAGGGGGUUCAGGCUACUCAGAAGGAGAAGGAACUAAAGGAUGUCUUCAUCAUGGGCUCGUACGACUCGGCCUUUGAGAGAGGCUUCUUCUUGCCAAUGCCCGGCAAGUUUGAGGAAUGGGUCACUGGGAACGAAGCUGAGUUUCGGGAGCUGGCAUCUGGAGGAGACGAAAUUUUCCAGGACUUGGUGGAGGAACUCGAAACGCGCCCCGAGUUCAAGGUAACCAACAACGCUUAA